AUGUUCCCUAAAACUACUUGUCUUUCCUUUGUGGCCCUUGUAGCUCUCACCGCUGGCCAAGAUCUACAAGCCACUCUGCAUACAACAUCAUGGAACUCGACAUUCAAACUCUCGCCUGAGCAACUUAGCCUUGCCAACUUGACCAUUGAAGAGGGCGUGCAGAUCAACAACAUCAUCAACUUUGACCGAACUCUACUAGCCAAUGGUGGUCCUCACCAAGAUGACUUUUACACGCUCCCCACGAGUCUAAAGAUUCCAAAGGGCCCGGGUGAGCUUCUCAAGCUCCAAGAAAUCACGGAUCCAAAGCCAUACACAAUUCCUGCCUCGACUGCGAUGUCUCGUUUUCUCUACUCAACGACAAACAUCAAUGGCACUCUUAUCCCCGCAUCUGCUUACAUCCUUUGGCCAUAUACCACCAAGAAGAUAAAAGGUGUUCCUGGCGGAAAGGCGCCAACUGUGCUUUGGACUCACGGCACGUCUGGAUGGUAUCCUACGGCCGCACCGUCUACCCACCGCAGUCUCUUCUAUCAGGACUUUGUGCCAUAUGCCUUGGCUCUGGCAGGGUAUGCUGUCGUGGCCCCUGACUACGCUGGUCUCGGCGUUGGUACCUCAUGGGAUGGGACUGCCAUUCGUCACGAAUAUGGCAUCUAUCAGGCUGGUGGAGCAGAUGCUCUCAAUGCCUUGAGAGCUGCUCUGACUGCGUUCCCAGAGCGUUUGACAACUGAUUAUGUAAAUGUUGGUCAUAGUCAAGGAGGUGCCGUUGGAUGGGGUGUAUCUGAACUUCUUGCGGAAAAGAAGGGAAGAUUUAAGGAUCUAGUUAAGGGUCAUCUGGGAACCCUUCUUUUUGCCCCGCCUACAGAUGCAUUCUCGUUGCCAGCAACUUCGAUAACUACCUGGGUUGGUAAGUAUUUGAAGCAAGUAUAUCCUGAAUUCAAGCUUAGUGACUGGCUUACACCUUUGGGUAUCGAUCGAGUCACUCUCUUCAACCAGGUUGAGGGAUCUCAAAGUGUCAGCGGCUUUCUCUUCACCCCCGAAAAGGAAAUUGUCCAGCCUGACUGGAUGAACACUUGGUCUGUGGCUGCUCUCAAACAAAUCGUUAAACCCGGUGGGAGGCUGUGGAAGGGACCUAUGCUUAUCAUCCAGGGUGAAAAGGACCCAGCGGUUCAUUACAACGCAUCAUUGACUACUUCAAAGGCUACUUGCGAGAAGUAUCCUGGUGAUCUAGAGUUCUUGGGUGUUCCUGGAGUUGGUCACUUUCCUAGUAUGUAUGCAACCAGGUCAAUUUGGAUGGACUGGAUUAAGGAUCGGUUCGAGAGACGCAAGGUUCGAAAGCAAGGCUGUGCUCAGUCCAAGGUUGAUCGAUUUCUACCUGACGAUCAUUAUCAGCAUGAUCCAAACUCCUUCCCUUUGUGGGCUGGUAAGUCCGAAUGGGCAUAUGAGCUACCUCAAGGCCAUUAA
This is a messenger RNA of Fusarium tjaetaba, 1458 nucleotides long. Its product is annotated as secretory lipase. Gene Ontology annotation, molecular function: triacylglycerol lipase activity. The record is from RefSeq and is a predicted model, not a curated record. Bases 1 to 1458 code for a protein of 485 amino acids. Lineage: Eukaryota; Fungi; Ascomycota; Sordariomycetes; Hypocreales; Nectriaceae. Gene Ontology annotation, biological process: lipid catabolic process. The transcript has a single exon.